AUGACUUUGAGGCUUUUAGCAUUGAGGAGAACUGUUGUCAAUAUAGUCCAUGUGUCAAAUGAUUUAACCGGAAAUGACUUGACGGGGGGUUCUUUGAACAUAGACGGGGUUCCUUGUUGGCCCGUAGUAUUUGUAUGGGCCUGGGCUUUACGUGGUUAA
Molecule: messenger RNA, 159 nt
Organism: Sphenostylis stenocarpa
Lineage: Eukaryota; Viridiplantae; Streptophyta; Magnoliopsida; Fabales; Fabaceae
Source: the annotation of a GenBank genome assembly